Molecule: messenger RNA, 1071 nt
Organism: Lasiosphaeria miniovina
Lineage: Eukaryota; Fungi; Ascomycota; Sordariomycetes; Sordariales; Lasiosphaeriaceae
Product: Pre-mRNA-splicing factor of RES complex-domain-containing protein
Exons: 1
Coding region: 1-1071 (356 amino acids)
Biological process (GO): mRNA splicing, via spliceosome
Cellular component (GO): U2-type spliceosomal complex; RES complex
Molecular function (GO): RNA binding
Source: RefSeq, a predicted model, not a curated record
AUGCCCUCGGACAAGGCGUCAUACCUGGCAGCGCACUACCUCACCGCCGACGCGCCGUCGUCGUCCAAAUCCAAAUCCAAGAAGCGGAAGCGCAGCAGCAAGCAUGCCGGCAGCAACAACGACGGCCUGCUGAUCGUCGCCGACGACGACUGGGGAACGUCUGCCACCACGCAGAACGACGAGGACGAUGACGGCCCUGCCACCGUGGUCGGCACGAGCGCCGAGUUCCGCCGCGCCAAGAAAUCCGCGUGGAAGACGGUCGGCCCCCCCAUCCCCACCGAAACCAAAGAUGCCCGCGACGCCGCAGCAGCAGAAGCAGACGCCAUCCUUGCCUCUGCCGCCGCCGAGCGCCGGGAAGAAGUAGGCACCACCGCCGUGGACGAGGCGCCGGCCGUGGUGGGGGGAGUAGUCGACAACGACGGCGACGUCGCCAUGAUGACGGACGGGACGCACGCCGGCCUUCAGAGCGCAAAGGCCAUCACGGCCCAGCUGCGCCGGCGGCAAGAGGCCGAGCGCGAAGAGCUGGCGCGGCUAAACGCCGAGCGCGCGGCGGCAGCAGGCGACGAUAAAGAGGAGGACCAGAUUGUGCUCCGCGACGCCACCGGCCGGCGCGUCGACGUGUCGAUGCGGCGAGCAGAGAUGCGGCGGGCCGCCGCGGCUGCGGAGCAGCUCGAAGAGGCGCGCAAGCGGGCGCUCAAGGGCGACGUGCAGUUGGAGGAGGCACGGCAGCGGCGCGAAGCGCUCGAGGACGCCGCGUUGAUGCCCGUGGCGCGCGGCAAGGACGACGAGGAAAUGAACGCCGAGCUGCGCGCCCAGCAACGGUGGAAUGAUCCUAUGGCUGAGUUUGUGGCUGCUUCGGGCGGUCCCGGGGGCCGCAAGAAGAAGGGCGGCGCCCAGCAGCGGAGGCCCGUCUACCAGGGUGCGGCGCCCCCCAACCGCUACGGCACACGCCCCGGCUACCGCUGGGACGGCGUCGACCGUGGAAACGGCUUCGAGGCGGAGCGAUUCAAGGCUAUCAACCGCCGCGACAGGAACAAGACACUGGACUACGCGUGGCAGAUGGACGAGUGA